ACAAUAAAAUUGCACAACAGCCUGAUGAGGAACACGCCAACUUGUUAAGAGCGUAUUUCCCUUCCACUCGCCCACGCCUAGGACUCGAGAGCUUGUGCGACGUUUUAGUGGUAAUUACAAGGGUGCUCUUGCACAUAGCACUCCACGCUUACCUGGCCACCCCCGCUUGCUUGCUGAAGCGGGAUCGGCAAGCCCUUUGCCAGCGCUGUUAUCAUCGUAUCUUUCUUGCCUUCAAGCUUGUUUGAGGGCCGUGAAGUUUGCCUCAGUCGGGUUUGGACGUGGUCGACACGCCGCAGGGGCACAGACAGCGCCCGGUGCUCUGGGUCCUGGUGGGCCCGCCGGCCGGCCCGCACCAUCCACCUUCGCCCUCAAGGCGGGUGACAGGGGGACUACAGCUCCGUGCCGCGGCGGCGGCAGCGGCGGCGUCUCCGCGCUGCUGCCACCGCCCUGUGACCCCGGCAGCACCUCCAAACACGCAAACACGCAAGCAGCGCCAGCCCACGCCUAAAGGCGAACACCCCACCGCGCCUCGUGGGCCUCGGGGUCAGCUAAUCAGCUAGCGGGGCAGCAAGCGAGCAGGCACACAAACACGGAGCUGGAUGAGCUUCGCGGGCGGAGCCGGCGGCAGCGGGCCGCUGAGUGGCGGCUAUGCGCCGGUCACCUAUCAGCGCCUGAUGCGGCUGGCUGCCCGCGCCUUCUACAGCGGCCCCUGCCCGCCGCCCGGCCGCGACCUGGAGCCCUUCAGCAACAAGUCCAAAAUAGCCAAGAUGGACACGCGCGGCCUGGGUGUGGUGCUGCUGGACUACCUGACCACGGUGGAGUGGACCUCCUUCGAGCUGCUCAGCGAGGCGCUCAAGCUGCACCCAGUCAUGCUCAGCCGCGCACUCAGGUUCCUGGAGCAGGGCCACAUGCUGCGGCGCUAUGAGCGGCGGGAGAGCCGGCGCAAGAAGCGCAACCUGGUCGGGGAGGCGCUGGAGGCUGACGUGGCGGCUCCGGCCCAGGACUCGGACGACUCGGAGGACGAGGAGGGAGCCAAGAAGAAGGGCUUGCUCACCGAGUACUUCACACUGGACUACGCGCGGGCCUUUGACGCGCUGCAGAUCCGUAUCGCCACCAUGCGCGCCUCCCUCAAGGAGCAGCUGGAGUCCUCCAACGCCAUACAGUCCUACCGCUGCCCGGGCGCGCACUGCGGCAAGGCCUACACGAGCCUGGACGCAGCCACCCUGGUGGACCCGGCUGACGGACUGUUCAAGUGCGAGAUCUGCGGCAGUGAGCUUCAGGAGCAGAGGGCCACCAACGACGCCGCGGCGGGCGGCAGCGGCGCGGCGCAACACGCCACGGCAAAGGAGAGCAAAGAGGCCGCCCGCCGCGUGCUGCAGGCGCUGGAGCGCGAGCUGGCGCCCCUCACCCGCCUCAUGGCAGACAUACAGGCCCGGGCGGUGCCGCUGCCCGACCCCGGCGAGCUGUUCGAGUGGGCGCAGCGCGUGCGGCAGCGGGAGGCGGAGCUGGAGGCGGCGGCGGCCAAGGCGGGAGGCGGCGGGGGCGGCGGCGGCGGCGGCCGGGGCGGCGGCGGCGGCGGCGCCUCCAACCCGGCGGCGAUGCUGGCGGGCAGCGGCGUCACGGUGCUGAACGCCGCCGACAACACCAACACCUGGGAGUCGCAGGACUUCAAGGUGUCAUUGGCAGACGGCGCCAGUGGCGGGGGCCUGCUCACGGGGGGACUACUCACGGGAGGGCCGGGCGGCGGCGCGGCGGCGGCGGGCGGCGGGGCCGCCAGCGGCGGCGGCGGUGGCGGGCGCAAGCCGCCGACCAUCAUGCCAUGGUUUAUGAAGGGCGGGGCGGGCAAGGACGGGGAGCAGGGGGAGGGGGACGGAGUGAAGACGGAGCCAGGCGCCGGCGGCGGAGACAAGGGCAAACAGCAGCAACAGGCCGAGUACUUCAAGAAGUUCAUGGCGGACAUGAGCCGGCUGCAGCAGGAGAAGAAGACACAGCAGCCGGCGGGGGCGGCGGGGGCGGCGUUUGGCGGCGCCGCCGCCGCCAUGCCCUGGCUUGCGGGCUCCUCCCCCGGUGCUGGUGCUGGUGCUGCUGCUGCUACAGCCGCUACAGCCGCCACGGCGCCCUUCGCGGGCUUUGGCGGGGUCAAGCUGGAGGCGCAGCCGGCUGCGGGUGCGGCUGUAGCAGCGGGCGGUGUGGUGGUGAAGACGGAGCCGGGGCUGGCGGCGGCGGCACCGGUGCCGGCACUACAGCCGGGGGUGCAGCCGGAGGCGGAGGCGGAGGUGGAGUGGGAGGAUGCGCCGGCGCCGGUCAAGUUCGAGGGGCUCACGCCAGACCCGGUGGCCCCGGGCGGCAGUGCGGCCGCGCCCAUGGACGUGGACGCGGGAGACGUGGAGUGGGAGGACGUGUGAGCGGCGCAUGCAGUGGCAGGUGGCGGGGAGGAGCGGCCGUGUAACGGUCACUGCAUGCCUUACGCCUCAGGGCUGGGGCGCUGGGGCUGACACGCAGCGGGCGCGGGGCCACGUCAUGAACACACACCGCUCCUUGGUGUCACAUGGCGCAGCGUGUGCGGCUGCAUGCAUCCACCAUGGUGCCACACAGCAUCGACGUGAUUGAGAAAGCGCAACACAAGCGAACAUGACGUUGUAGAGCAUAGCAGGUGCACGCAGCUGCUUCGAUCCACCUCGGCAAGUUGCCCUCAUCAGCCUAGGUAGCUACAGCCCCACCAGCGGACGGAGCCGCUCCCCUGGCCCCAUCACCCGGGACGCCAAUCAACAGCUAGCACCAGCAUUCACAACACCCCUUUUGACAUUGAGUUGUCGACACCAGGGCGCGGGGCUUUCAAUCCUUUCAUGCUUGAUAUGGAGCGUGCGGGGCUAGCUAUAGGGGGAGGAGUUGCUGGCCGUUACAUUGAGAUGCGUAGAUGCGAAUGCGAAUGCAGGCUGCAGCCGUUUGUUGCCGGCACCGGUCGAUGAUGUCCGCAGCCGCCGGGCAAGUUGAAGAUGUGCACCGUACAUGUGACAAGCAUGCUAGCUGGAAAAGCACAUACAUGGCCUUGGGGUUGCCGCAGCAGAUGUAGAAGGGUUCUUGGCGGCUGCCUUGGUGAGUGGUGACCAGGGGAGGGAGCGCCUUGGGAGGGGUCCGAACACGAUUUGGCCGGGUCCCAUGCAGCGCAACCCUCUGGAUCCAGGCCGAGUUGCACACCCCCCUCCCCUGGUGGUGACCUUGGCGAUGGCGCGCUUCAGGACCUAGAUCUAAGUCUU
Molecule: messenger RNA, 3257 nt
Organism: Chlamydomonas reinhardtii
Lineage: Eukaryota; Viridiplantae; Chlorophyta; Chlorophyceae; Chlamydomonadales; Chlamydomonadaceae
Exons: 14
Coding region: 600-2405 (601 amino acids)
Biological process (GO): transcription initiation at RNA polymerase II promoter; transcription open complex formation at RNA polymerase II promoter
Cellular component (GO): transcription factor TFIIE complex
Source: RefSeq, a predicted model, not a curated record